Messenger RNA from Anolis carolinensis (green anole), 3199 nucleotides. RefSeq names its product oocyte zinc finger protein XlCOF6-like. Gene Ontology annotation, molecular function: DNA-binding transcription repressor activity, RNA polymerase II-specific; RNA polymerase II cis-regulatory region sequence-specific DNA binding. The transcript has a single exon. Gene Ontology annotation, cellular component: nucleoplasm. Gene Ontology annotation, biological process: regulation of transcription by RNA polymerase II. NCBI's taxonomy places the organism in Eukaryota, Metazoa, Chordata, Lepidosauria, Squamata, Anolidae. The coding region runs from base 1 to 2382 and encodes 793 amino acids. The record is from RefSeq and is a predicted model, not a curated record.
AUGGAGGAGGAGGCAUCUGAAUACCUGGAGUGUGGAAAGAGCUUUGCACAGAGUGGAGAUCUAUGUUCAAAUCAAAAGACUCACACUGGAGAGAAACCCUAUGCAUGCCUGGAGUGUGGAAAGAGCUUUGCACAGAGUGGAGAUCUAUGUUCACAUCAAAGGACUCACACUGGGGAGAAACCCUAUGCAUGCCUGGAGUGUGGAAAGAGCUUUGCUCAGAGUGCACAUCUACAUUUGCAUCAAAGGACUCAUACUGGAGAGAAACCAUAUACUUGCCUGGAGUGUGGAAAGAGCUUCACUUCUAAUGGAAGUCUAUGCAAACAUCAAAGGACUCACACUGGUGAGAAACCUUAUUCAUGCCAGGAGUGUGGAAAGAGCUUUGCUCAGAGAGGAAAUCUAGAUGUACAUCAAAGGACUCACACUGGGGAGAAACCCUUUAAAUGCCUAGAGUGUGGACAGAGCUUCACUGCUAGUGGAAAACUACGUUCACAUCAGCGGACUCACACUGGAGAGAAACCCUAUACAUGCCUGGAGUGUGGACAGAGCUUCACUGAGAGUGGACAUCUACGUAAACAUCAAAGGACUCACACUGGGGAGAAACCCUAUUCAUGCCUGGAGUGUGGACAGAGCUUCACUGAGAGAAGAAGUCUACGUAAACAUCAGCGGACUCACACUGGGGAGAAACCCUAUUCAUGCCUGGAGUGUGGAAAGUGCUUCACUGAGAGUUCAUAUCUACAUUCACAUCAAAGGAUUCACACUGGGGAGAAACCCUAUACAUGCCUGGAGUGUGGAAAGAGCUUUGCUCAGAGAGGAAAUCUAGAUGUACAUCAAAGGACUCACACUGGGGAGAAACCAUAUACUUGCCUGGAGUGUGGAAAGAGCUUCACUUCUAAUGGAAGUCUAUGCAAACAUCAAAGGACUCACACUGGGGAGAAACCCUAUUCUUGCCUGGAGUGUGGAAAGUGCUUCACUGAGAGUUCAUAUCUACAUUCACAUCAAAGGAUUCACACUGGGGAGAAACCCUAUACAUGCCUGGAGUGUGGAAAGAGCUUUGCUCAGAGAGUGAGUCUGGAUUCACAUCAAAGGACUCACACUGGGGAGAAACCCUACACAUGCCUGGAGUGUGGACAGAGCUUCACUGAGAGAGGAAGUCUAUGCAAACAUCAAAGGACUCACACUGGGGAGAAACCCUAUACAUGCCUGGAGUGUGGACAGAGCUUCACUCAGAGUGGAAGUCUACGUUCACAUCAAAGGACUCACACUGGGGAGAAGCCCUAUACAUGCCUGGAGUGUGGAAAGAGCUUUGCUAGGAGAGGAAAUCUACGUUUGCAUCAAAGGACUCACACUGGAGAGAAACCACCUACUUGCCUGGAGUGCGGAAAGAGCUUCACUCAGAGUUCAGCUCUACGUUUACAUCAAAGGACUCACACUGGGGAGAAACCCUAUACAUGCCUGGAGUGUGGAAAGAGCUUUGCUAGGAGAGGAAAUCUAGAUGUACAUCAAAAGACUCACACUGGCGAGAAACCCUAUACAUGCCUGGAGUGUGGACAGAGCUUCACUGAGAGAGGAAGUCUACGUAAACAUCAGCGGACUCACACUGGGGAGAAACCCUAUACAUGCCUGGAGUGUGGAAAGAGCUUUGCUAGGAGAGGAAAUCUAGAUGUACAUCAAAAGACUCACACUGGAGAGAAACCCUAUACGUGCCAGGAGUGUGGACAGAGCUUCACUGAGAGAGGAAAUCUACGUAAACAUCAAAGGACUCACACUGGGGAGAAACCCUAUACAUGCCUUGAGUGUGGACAGAGCUUCACUGAGAAUGGAAGUCUACGUAAACAUCAAAGGAUUCACACUGGGGAGAAACCCUAUUCAUGCCUCGAGUGCGGAAAGAGCUUUGCUCAGAGAGUGAGUCUGGAUUCACAUCAAAUGAUUCACACUGGGGAGAAACCCUAUUCAUGCCUUGAGUGCGGAAAGAGCUUCACUAAGAGUGGAGAUCUACGUAAACAUCAAAGGACUCACACUGGGGAGAAACCCUAUUCAUGCCUGGAGUGUGGAAAGAGCUUCACUCAGAGUUCAGAUCUGCGUUCACAUAAAAGAACUCACACUGGGGAGAAACCCUAUAAAUGUCUUGAGUGUGGAAAGAGCUUUACUCAGAGUUCAAAUCUACGUUCACAUCAAAGGACUCACACUGGGGAGAAACCCUAUACAUGCCUGGAGUGUGAAAAGAGCUUCACUCAGAUUGGAAGUCUACGUAAACAUCAAAGGACUCACACCGGGGAGAAACCCUAUACAUGUCUGGAGUGCGGAAAGAGCUACACUCAGAGUGGAAGUCUACGUAAACAUCAAAGGACUCACACUGGGGAGAAACCCUAUACAUGCCUGUAGUGUGAAAAGAGUUUCACUGAGAGUGAAAGUCUAUGGAAACAUCAAAGGACUCACACCGGGGAGAAACCCUAUACAUGCCAAGAGUGUGGAAAUAGCUUUACUCAGAGUUCAAAUCUACGCUCGCAUCAAAGGACUCACACCGGGGAGAAACCUUAUAAACGCAUCCCGUGUGAAUAGAAUCUCUCUGAGAGUUGAAAUCUACACAGACAUGGAAUUCAUAUUGGAGAGAACAGUCGUAUUUGACCCCAUAGGGCUCCCCUACACAGAGCAUUUCAAGCUUUUCAUGUUGGUGAUGCACUUUUCAGGCAUGCAUUCUUUCACGACACUACAGUAGAGUCUCAUUUAUCCAAGCUUCACUUAUCCAAUGUUCUGUAUCAUCCAAGGCAGUCUGCCUUUUAGUAGUAAAUGUUGCAAUGUUUUGGUGCUAAAUUCGUAAAUACAGUAAUUCCUACAUAACAUUACUGUGUAUUGAACUGCUUUUUCUGUCAAUUUGUUGUAAAACAUGAUGUUUUGGUGCUUAAUUUGUAAAACCAUAAUGUAAUUUUUUGUUUAAUAGGCUUUUUUAUUAAUCCCUCCUUAUGAUCCAAUAUUUUCGCUUAUCCAUGAUUCUGCUGGCCCGUUUAUCUUAGUUAAGUGAGACUCUACUGUAUUUCAUUUGAACUAGCAAAACAGAUUCACCAUUUCAUCAGGAAAAAUGAUAGAGUGUUUCUCCAGGAGACUUGGGAGAGGGGCAUGGAUGAGGCUCAAUCUGGAGAAUAUACAGGAGUCUGUUCUGAUAAUAAAGGUCCUGAAUUUAUAUCAGGAAUUAGUCACACAA